UCAUCCACCUGGACAUACUGUGGUCCUCUCCUCCCACUCACACCCUCAUCUCUCCCUGCUUCCUUCGAUACCUGGACUAACGCGACCUUCGAACCUGCUUCCGCCCUCCUGCCCUCCCUCCUUCCAUUUGUAGCCUAUGUGAACGACUUCUUGAAGAAAGCUGGCUUGGGGAACUACUGGAUAACCGUACGCGCAACGCUACCUACGAAUGAAUACGAUACUCCACGAUGGCAUACAGACGAUCUCUUCUUCGAGUCUCCCACGUCCACAGAAGCUACAAGCAUCGUGGCCCCAAAGUCCAGAUGGAAGCUCUUCAGUAAAACCAGCACCCACAAUCGCAGGUCUAGCUCUGUAACCCCCUCAGACGCGCCAAGUGCCCUAGCUCCCGGCACCUGGAAGCUCUGCGCCACCCUCCUCGGGGCCCCAACCCUCUUCCUCUCCCCGAAAACGAACUCCAAUGCCCUUCGUGUUCAAUCCACCGCCAAAUCUACCGCGUCUUCCAAAUAUGCCCAUCCAUGCACCAGCACUCGCUGUCUCGGCUGCGCUACAGCCGCUAACUCAGUGCGCCAGUCUCUUGCCUCGACCUUUGAUUCCUUGAACUUUGAGGUUGUGAGUCCGGCUCCGGGAGAGUGCUGUUGGUUCAGACUCGGUGCAGUGGAGGGGGCGAUGCAUUCGGAGCCGAAUUGUAGUAGCAAUGAGGGAGCACAAGGGAGGGUGUUUGUGAAUGUGGUCCCAGGCACGGAGGAGCAGCUUAAAGGGUUGAUGGGGAAGUGGGGAAUGGCGUUUCCUCGGGCGUGGUGUGUGGGG
Molecule: messenger RNA, 807 nt
Organism: Mytilinidion resinicola
Lineage: Eukaryota; Fungi; Ascomycota; Dothideomycetes; Mytilinidiales; Mytilinidiaceae
Exons: 1
Source: RefSeq, a predicted model, not a curated record